AAGUUAUAAACUUCAAAGAAAAUAACAAGCGCGGAUAAACACGCUGCUUAUUGUAAGAAUUCAGGUUAUUUUAGAUUUAUGACAAGAUUCUUCGCACUGAGACAGUUGCUCGAAGAAUUCCAACAAUGGACAUCAGCACGAAGUCGCUGAACAUCUCCAACUUGUCGCAUCUCGGCGGCAAAACGCCGCGCAGUGCUGCGCGGAGGUCCGUGCUUGGCCUCCCCUCGGCCAACCGGUCAACCCGAGGCAGCGUGUCCGGCAGGUCCACGCAGUCGGCGAUGGUCAUCUGCAGGACGCCGUACCAUGUCGUUGAGAGCUUUGGUUCGUCCCUGCCGGUCAUGGUUACAGAAGCCAUCGCCUACGCCGACAGAUCUACCGUGGUCAGCGUGGAGUUGAGCAAGUCAGGCUGGGCCUGGUUGGUGAGCGGUCGAAGACUUCUCGUCUGGCAGUACAGACAGGACGGCCAAUCCAAAUGGACCUCCGUAAGUCAGUGCAGAGAACUGACCCUGCCGCCCAGUGACCUUGCCCACAGGGCCCAGUUGGUCACAGUUUUCUCGCACAAAAAAGCCUCCGUCCCUUCCUGCAUCGCCGUCUCUCCCGAGGGCGCUGUCCGUUACUGGGCGAGUGUCGCCCAUGAAGGCUCUUGGAUUGAAGAAAACGCAGAUCUGCUGGGUCAGGAGUGUGACUCUCUGAGCGGAAUUACUCCAGUUGGCUGCGUGUUGGCCACCACAACCUCGACUUUAUGCCUCUUGUCCCCUGUCGUCGUAAAUGGGCGUCAUCAGAUUGUCUGCAAAACUCUCCGUUCCUCUCAAGGAUGGCUUGGAGGCAUCAGUCGACGCAUGUCUUCAAUUAUUUGGGGUUCCAUGCCAGCAGCCCAGACUUCCGAGACGCGUCUUGUGAAAGUCAUGACUCAAAGUGGAACUUCCGCCGGAGACACAGAAUGCAAGCUUUUGGUGCUGGCCGGUCUCACUCUGCAGAAGUGGGUUCUCAGCAACAAGGACAUAGAAAAGCUCGUUUUUGAAUUUGACAUGAGCCGCCUUUUGAAGAGCAGCUUUUCUAAUGACUUUUGGGAACAGAGUAACACGAGUGCACAGGAUUUAAGCAUUUGGCUACUCGACAUGGAAAAAAUGGAAAACGGAGUGCUAAUUUUGGCAGCUGCGGCUAAUUUGAAUGUUUCCCCUCAAAUUCACUAUGCAGCUGUACUGGUUGCGUCUGAAAAUGACAAGGCGCCAGAGUCUUUCCAAAUGUUCUGCCCAUUCCUGAAGUUCAAUGGGUUUCACCAAGGAGAAGAUUCUGAAUGUGAAGAUCUUAACUACAGAUUUGUCGUAUUUGGCAGUUCGGCCUUCAUUUACAACAAGAAAGUCAUCAUGGCUGUCCCUGUCACAAUUAAUGAUCCUGGUGCUGAUGUGGAUAGACUAGAUUUCCCAAGUGCUCCUGGUGAUGCAAUUUUAACCGGAAACGUGUACAGAACCACUCCAGUUUUCUUCUCAAGAAUUCACGGGGUCAUUUCAGUAACAGAAACUGAUGUGUCACCACUUGAUGUGAUGAAUUCAUCCAUUUAUAGUGAAUCUAUAGCUUCUGAGAGGGCACCAUUCACAUCUCACACUUCUUUGGCGCAAUCCUCAUUUCAACCUUUUGAGUCAUUCAGGGAAUGCAACUUUUCUGAUGGCUCUAAUAAUAGUGGCCCAUCCGCAGAAGAGUUAACACCCCAGGCAGUAUGCAUAAGCAAGUUGAAAAAAGCUUUUGUAUUGUACAACAGACGAGAGUUGGCUGCCUGCAAAGAUAUUCUGGACACAAUUGUACCAAACACAGUGGCAGAGAGGGGAGUGGAGGUCAAUGCACCCCUUGACCUUGUGAUUGUUCAUGUGAGCAAAGACAUCAUCAAUGACAUGCCAGCUUCUGAUCCUAGGUGGUCCGAAACACAUAGUUCUGCAGCAACAUUUGGAACAUCCAGCUCUCUUCAAGUGCAACAGCAACUACAAGGAAAACAACAGACUUUGGAGCUCUAUGUUAAUUUCCUCAAGGCUGUUGAUAUAUGGAACAAGCUGUCGGCCAUAACCGCUAGAGGUGUCGUGAUCGCCACUUCCUUGGCACUGCAAGAACAUGCAGAGAAAGUUGCAGCAGCCCUGACUUUGCGAUCUCUACACGCCUCCCAUGCAGACUUGCUUGACAAAGCCAUUAAAGCAACUCUGAAGCCCAAAAAUUCUCGAGCAGUCCCUGCUGCCUUGACCCACAUUGAUUUAUUCUUCCGAGAAGUGUCUGAGGUGCACCAAGUCCUGAUUACCCUAGGCAUGUGGAGCCAAGAAAUUGUUCACAGCAACAAGUCACCAGCAGAAGUUGUUGCUUCUCUGCAGGAAGUGAAUCACAUUGUCCUUGAAACCCUACAGGAAAUUGCCGACUUCCGGAAACACCACCGAAGCAUGUUUGGUUCUGAAUCUGUUUUUGCCUCGGACCUUAUUGAAUAUUUGCCCUGGACAGCAUCGUCCCAUGAUGAGGGUCUUAGAAAUGUUCUGAGUGACCUGCUUUCACGCAACUUCCAAUAUGCGGCCAGACAGUGUUCUGGUGACCAGAUGACAUACUCUACACUCUGUGUCGAACUCAUGAACUUGGCUGACCUUCUGCUUGAGGGCUACAGCUCCCAUUUAGAAAGCCUGAAAGGCAGUGAGAAAUUUGACUUGCUCGUCCACCAGUAUGAACUCCAAAGGCGCAAAAUCAUUCAGCCAUUUGUGGACGAAUCUAUGAUUGAGCAAGCCAUGAAGUUGGCCGAGAAAUACCAUGAUUUCAACACUCUGGUUCAAAUUUGCGAGUCAGCGCACAAUCAAGAGAGACUCGAGAGCUACAUCCAGAAAUUUGCUGAUGAAGGCUUUUCCGAGUAUCUAUUUGGCUGGUAUAUGAAGGAGGACAAACAGGAUAAACUGAUGAAUUUGUUCGGAGGAAAUGUGCGACCAAUGCAGCACCAGCAAGCACUGGUCAGUUUUCUUUCGCAACACCCUCAGUUGGCUUGGCUGCAGGCCAUCAGAACUGGAAACUACUCUUCAGCGAGCGGGACUCUUUACCAGUUGGCAGAGGAGCAAACUGAGAAAUUGGCCAGAAAAAAGACCAUGCUUUCGCUCGCUAAACUGACCGCUUUAGCUUCGGACGAACCAGAGCACAAGAUGAUUGAGCAUGUCAGAGAUGUUGACAUGCUGCUUGAUCUCUGCAGCUACCAAGAGAGUUUACCACAGAGUUUGGUUGACUUUUUGAAUCAAGAUUUGGACAACAUGGCUGUCUUGACUCCUAUCAAUUUGAUCAAGCUGUACAUAAGUGAGGAAAAUAAAGAGGCCAAUGCGUUUGACUACAAGAAAGCACUAGACCUGCUUGCAUUUGUGCCAAACGACUCCGACAAAGAGGACUUGUGCGAAAGUAUCUGGUGCCAAGCAAUCCUGAGAAACGAUUGGGAAAGUGUCAACCUUGAUUAUCCAAUGGAAACCUGCAAGAACCUUAUUUUUUGCCAACUCUUUGACCUGCUCAAUAUUUCAGGGCAAAUGGACCUGGUUCUACCUGCAGAGCAACUGCUAUCCAGCAGUAAACUGGGGUCCCUUGUUGAGAGCAAGCCCUUCAAAUACAUCAUUAAGUAUUUCUACGAGCAUGUUGCAACAUCAACUGAAUGUUAACUCAGUAGCUUAAGAAUCGUAUGUAAUAAAUCUUCAUCAUCAACCACUUAAAUAAAAAAGUUUAUUUUAAAUUUUAA
Neocloeon triangulifer is the source of this 3730-nucleotide messenger RNA. It is a transcript of the gene Nup133, whose product is annotated as nuclear pore complex protein Nup133. Gene Ontology annotation, biological process: protein import into nucleus; poly(A)+ mRNA export from nucleus; transcription-dependent tethering of RNA polymerase II gene DNA at nuclear periphery. Lineage: Eukaryota; Metazoa; Arthropoda; Insecta; Ephemeroptera; Baetidae. Gene Ontology annotation, cellular component: nuclear pore outer ring. Gene Ontology annotation, molecular function: structural constituent of nuclear pore; protein binding. The coding region runs from base 126 to 3653 and encodes 1175 amino acids. The transcript is spliced from 20 exons. The record is from RefSeq and is a predicted model, not a curated record.